Molecule: messenger RNA, 1299 nt
Organism: Sesamum indicum (sesame)
Lineage: Eukaryota; Viridiplantae; Streptophyta; Magnoliopsida; Lamiales; Pedaliaceae
Product: Translin family protein
Molecular function (GO): sequence-specific DNA binding
Source: RefSeq, a predicted model, not a curated record
CGUGGACCGCCUGUAGUUGUGGAGCAACAGAGCGACAGAUGUUCAAAUCGUCGGCCAUCCACAGGCUCUGUCUCAUGGCUCCUAAACCUCAACGCUCCCGCCAUUUUGGAGAGACCGCGCUGCUGGGCACUGCAACCAAGAAGCCGAGAACUUUGACCACUGAUGCCACUGCUAGUGCCGCUGAUUCUGACUCCAAUCCGAUGAAGGACGCCUUCUCCAAAUACGCCGCCUAUCUUAAUGACCUGGUGCUUUUCCUUUUCGUGCUUAUUAAUGAAAAGAGAGAGAGAGUGGUGAAAGCAAGUCGGGAUGUAACUAUGAAUAGCAAGAAGGUCAUAUUUCAGGUGCAUAGAAUCAGUAAAAACAACAAAGAGGAAGUUCUAGAAAAGGCAGAAAAGGAUUUAGCUGCAGUGGUGGAUCAAUAUAUAUCUCGUUUAGUGAAAGAGCUGCAAGGAACUGAUUUUUGGAAGCUGAGACGGGCCUAUUCACCUGGAGUUCAAGAAUAUGUUGAAGCUGCUACACUUUGUAACUUUUGCAAGACUGGGGCUCUUUUAAAUCUUGAUCAGAUAAAUGCUUCCUUGCGACCACUAAGUGACCCAUCUGUUGAGCCUUUGCAGAUAAAUGUGCUUGACUAUCUCUUGGGGCUUGCAGACUUGACUGGAGAACUGAUGCGGUUGGCGAUAGGUAGGAUAUCCGAUGGUGAACUUGAAUUUGCCCAGAAGAUCUGCAGUUUUGUGCGUGAAAUCCAUAGAGAGCUGAUGCUUAUUGCCCCUAAAAUGGAUGAUGCGUCAGACAUGAAAACAAAGAUGGAUGUAAUGCUCCAAAGUGUAAUGAAAAUAGAAAACGCUUGCUUUAGUGUUCAUGUCAGAGGAUCAGAGUAUAUCCCGUUUCUUGGAUCUGAAGAUACCAACUUUUCGUUGUUGGGAGUGCCAGAGAUUGAGUGAUCAAGUGCUGGGGAACCGACAUAUCUAGUUUACUCAUUUAAUUUUGACCUAUACCAACUAUAGUUUUUACUGGGAGAGAAGCAAUAGAAAUCAUGUUUGCUAACAAUCAGGAGGCUAUAGUCUCCUGCUGGAUCAAGAUAUCAGGAACUAUGUAGAUGUCUGAAGUGAAUCUUUGCUUCUUUCAUGCUCAGGUGCUAAAGAGAGAAUUCAACUUUAGAUAAUCUCAGCGGCCUAAAGUACUUCCAUUGUACAUGGAAAUGCGAAUGACUUUUAUUACGUAUUUGCUCGUAUUUUACUUGAAUUAGGUUAAAUAACAUACAAGAUUUCUUCUUCAAUGCAAGUUGUCUUUCAUUUUUCA